Messenger RNA from Aspergillus melleus, 156 nucleotides. RefSeq lists its product as uncharacterized. Bases 1 to 156 code for a protein of 51 amino acids. NCBI's taxonomy places the organism in Eukaryota, Fungi, Ascomycota, Eurotiomycetes, Eurotiales, Aspergillaceae. The transcript has a single exon. The record is from RefSeq and is a predicted model, not a curated record.
AUGACUUACGUCAACGAAGGCAGUGUGAUGGCCGUUGGCAUCCUAUUCGCCAUCUUGGGAACUUCGGCUGUAGUGGCGCGAUUCAUCAUCCGGUUCAAGACAAGCUCUCUGGCCUGGGAUGACUGGUUUUGCCUUCUUGCCUGGGUGGGUCGAUGA